This is a messenger RNA of Neltuma alba, 865 nucleotides long. RefSeq names its product non-classical arabinogalactan protein 30-like. Gene Ontology annotation, biological process: root hair elongation; unidimensional cell growth. NCBI's taxonomy places the organism in Eukaryota, Viridiplantae, Streptophyta, Magnoliopsida, Fabales, Fabaceae. The record is from RefSeq and is a predicted model, not a curated record. Gene Ontology annotation, cellular component: cell periphery. The coding region runs from base 171 to 692 and encodes 173 amino acids. The transcript has a single exon.
GAAACCUUGAAGGUGGCUUCCACGUAGACAGCUAUGAAGAAUCAGAGUCGUUGGCCUAAUGGGGGGCACGUUGCAAGCAGUUCUCCCGAAUAUCACUAAACUAUAUAUACAUACCAUCUCUUCCACUAUGAGUCACUCGUCCCUCAGCUCUGAACUCUAAACUACGAGAAAUGGCAAGCAUGCACCUCAUUACCCUUUCUCUUCUGCUUCUCCUAGUGGUCUUCCCUUCAACAGAAGCAAAUGACUAUGCCCCAACGGAGAAGAAAACAGAGGUGGUAGUGGAAGCCAUGGUCUACUGUCAGAGCUGUGACCAAUAUGGAACCUGGUCUUUGACUGGAGCCAAGCCCAUUGCUGGUGCAAAAGUAAGUGUUACCUGCAAGAACUACAAGGGUCAAGUUAGCUACUACAAGGUCUUUGAGACGAACAGGCAUGGCUACCUUUUUGCUCAGCUUGAAGGGUUCAAGGUUCAGAACUGUUUGUUGGAUCAUCCCCUCCAAUCUUGCUUCGCCAAGCUUGUUUGGUCUCCUGUUGAAAGUUGCAGCGUUUUGUCCAAUGUCAACUAUGCACUCGAUGGCGCUCCACUUCGUUAUGAGAACAAGAGAGUGCAUGGAAGCAGAUACGAGGCUGUCAUAUAUGCUGCUGGCCCCUUGGCUUUUCGUCCCAAUGAUUGCUCUCACACUACUCAAUUCUAAUAAUGUUGCCUGAAGGGUUGUUUUUUAAAACAUUUGUAUUGAGAUCCGUUUCAGUAUUAUGUUUGACAGUUGCUGUUUUAUAUUAUGUUGAUCUAGCAGGAAAUUGUCGCCGUGUUUUUGUCACAUUCAUGUAAUAAACUAGAGUGCAAUAUCAUGAAACAAUUUUUUCCCCU